AUGGCGGGAGUCUCUCCUCUGGACUUGAAGGCAGAGGCAGCGCCGCAGUGCAAGCGGCGGGAAGAAGGCAUGCAGGAGGCAAUUACAUGGGGUACUGGCAGGCCUUCCGCUUUUCGCCUGGAUACGUCCGCCUCAGCAUCCUCGCGAGGAUUUUGCUUGCUGCAGACAGAGCAGAAAUACGGGCAGGGGGCGUUGGAAGGAGGGGAUACUAGUGAUUGUGGGGGUGGCGGGGGUGGCAGCUUUGCCUACUUGAGCUCUGCAGCUGCUGCUUCUUCUGGGGAGUCGGCGUGUGCGGCCGAGUGCAGCAGCCCGAGGACUGCGGCAAGUGUUCAGGAACUGCUGCCUGGUUCGAUAAUGCAAGCCUCGCUAGCUUCUCCGAGGGCAGCUGUCGCAGCUGCACGAGCAGAUGCGCUCAUGCUGCCUUUGAGUGCAGGAGAAGGAGGCCAUGUCGGGGGUUCUUCCCCUUUCUACGGACAGGAUAGCUUGCCAGUGACUCCUCCAGGCAACAGCCGCAUGGUGGGGAUGCCGUCGUGGAGCGAAGACGGGGGGGGGAGAAGAAGUCUGGGGAGUGGCUCCCAGACUUCUCCUCCCCUUGGAGGAGGCCUUCUGUCUUUGGACACCUCGACAAGUGCAAGUGCUCUGACGACACCCCCCGCGUCUUUGUUUCCAGUUUCUCCCUCUUCUUCCGCGACAACGGCUGCUCCCAGCUCGGCAGCAGGAACGCCCACAGCGUCCGCUGCUGCUGCUUCUGCUGCCGCUGCUUCUGCUGCUGCAGCGGUCUCCUCACUAGGAGCAAAGAAGAAGGUGGCUCCAGCAGAGUUGGGCAGCGUGAUUUCGGCAGAAGGCCUGGGGCGCUCUCCCCGUGGCAACGUCAGGGUUUGCCACAGCACUGCACACAAUGCGUGGCUGGUCCUGUGCUGCGCUGGAGGUGCUGAGAGUCGUGCUUUCUCUAUCCAGCAGCUCGGGAACGAAGGCGCAAAGAGGGUUGCCCUACUGUAUGCUGCCCAAUGCCGUCGACUGCUGAGCAACCGCAGGGCGGCUGCAGUAAAAGCGGCAACGGCGUCAAGUGCGGUGUCUCUUGGGCCUCAUGACAAGGCCUCGAAAGUGAAAGGCAUUGAGGCCUGUGCCAGUGGACUCCUGGAAGCGGAUUUUGGAUCCUCUGGACCUGCAGGAGGCGCAUAUAACCUUGCCAAAUGUGCGGGAAACGCGUCGUAUACAACCCGCAGUGUAGGUCUCAUGUAA
Cyclospora cayetanensis is the source of this 1242-nucleotide messenger RNA. RefSeq names its product mucin-19. Bases 1 to 1242 code for a protein of 413 amino acids. NCBI's taxonomy places the organism in Eukaryota, Apicomplexa, Conoidasida, Eucoccidiorida, Eimeriidae. The record is from RefSeq and is a predicted model, not a curated record. The transcript has 5 exons.